UGAGCGUUGAUAUAAAUUCUGAAACAGGUGCGAGUGUAAAUGCUCCUCUAUUGACUGCGAACACCUUCACAGGACCAGUAACAAUUUAUGGCUCAAAUGCUGAAGGAAACGAUAAACAGAAAUCCUCAGAGAUGCCAGAGGAACACAGAGAAAAACAAGAGCUGCAAAGCUUUUUUGAAACUCAUGAAAAAAAAAUGAAGAAGAAAACAGAAUUUAUGUUUGAGGGCAACGAAGACAAGGAAGCACAACUCAAGGCUGUUUACACAGAACUGUUCAUCACAGAGGGAGAUAUGAAAGAUGUCAAUCACGAACAUGAGAUUCUGAAGAUCGAUGAUGCCUUCAAGAGCAAAAAAACACAGAACAAACCAAUCAAAUGUAAUGAUAUAUUUACUGAACUGAGAAAAAACAAUGAGAAAAAGAUUGUUCUGACUAAAGGAGUUGCUGGCAUUGGAAAAACUGUCUCUGUGCACAAGUUCAUCCUGGACUGGGCUGAAGGAAAGGCCAAUCAAGAUAUACACUGUGUGUUCCUGCUUUCAUUCAGAGAGAUUAACUUAAUGAAAAAUGAAGAUUUCAGUCUCCACAAGCUUCUGCUGGAAUUUUAUCCUGAACUGAAGGACCUGGGGGGAAAAAGGCUAUAUACGGAAUGUAAGAUAGCAUUUAUAUUUGAUGGACUUGAUGAGAGUCGCCUGUCUCUAAAUUUUAAAAGUAGAUCACUGAACACUGUUGAGGAAAGUGCAUCUGUAGAUGUGAUUUUUACAAGUCUGGUCAAAGGAACUUUGCUUCCAUUAGCUCUUGUCUGGGUGACAUCACGACCAGCAGCAGCCAAUCAGAUCCCUCCUCAGUAUGUGGGGUUGUUCACAGAGGUGCGAGGAUUCACUGACCAACAGAAGGAGGAGUACUUCAGAAAGAGAUUCACAGAUGAGAGUCUGUCCUCCAGAAUCAUCUCACACAUUAAGACGUCUCGUACUCUCUACAUCAUGUGCCACAUUCCUGUGUUCUGCUGGAUCACAGCCACAGUACUUCAGGAUAUUCUCACUGAGAAGAAUGAAGAGAACAUCAGCACAACACUCACUGAAAUGUACAUUCACUUCCUGCUGAUACAGAUGAACAUGAAGAGCCAGAAAUAUGAUGGACAAGCAGAACGAGAACGUAUAAAGCUCUUACAUUCAAAUAAAGAAAUGAUUUUAAAACUAGCCAAGCUAGCAUUUGAACAGCUGAAGCAGGAACACAUUGUGUUCUAUGAGAAAAAUCUGAAAGAAUGUGACAUUGAUGUGAGUAAAGACACAGAGUUUACAGGAAUGAUCGCUGAGAUCUUUAAGAAGGAAGAUGGACUUCAUGAGACAAAGGUCUUCUACUUUGUGCAUCUGAGUGUUCAAGAGUUUCUUGCUGCCGUGCAUGUGUUCUUCUGCUACCUGAACAAGGACAUGCAGGAGCUUCAGUUUUUCUUUGAGUCAGAAGAAAACAUCACAUUGUAUAACCUACUGCAAAAGGCUAUUGAUAAAGUCAUGAAGAGUCAGAGAGGACAUCUGGAUCUGUUCCUCCGCUUUCUGAUGGGAAUAUCACUGAAAUCCAGUCAAAACCUGCUCAGAGGCCUGUUUGAAGAAAACACAGAAAGCUCCGGAGACACUGAAGACACCACAGAGAACAUCAGACAAACAACAGAAUACAUUAAACGCAUACAAAACAAGAAAAUUUCAGAUGAAGCUCUAGUGAACCUAUUCUACUGCUUACUUGAGCUCAAAGAUAAUUCAUUAUAUGAGGAGAUCCAGAGUUAUCUCAGUUCAGAAGGACAUCCAGAAAAAGAUCUCUCAUCUUCAAUGUGCACAGUGCUGACCUACAUACUGCUGACGUCAGAGAAGGUGCUGGAUGAGUUCAACCCAAAGAGGUUCACAUCAAAACAAGCAGACUACAAGAGACUCCUUCCAGCUGUGAGAUGCUGCAGAAAGGCUCUAUUUGAUGGCUGUGGUCUUGAUGAAAUAUGCUGUGAAACUCUGUCUUCUGCUCUACAAUCAUCAAACUCUCAUCUGACAGAACUGGACCUGAGUAGAAAUCACCUGCAGGAUUCGGGAGUAAAGCUGCUUUCUGAUGGACUGAAGAGUUCACACUGUCGACUUACCAUACUGAGCAGACUAAUCAGGGACACCCAGAUUUCCCUCUCCCCAGAAACUUACUUCAGCUCUUCUGGGGGAACACUGAGACACUCCCAGGCCAGCCGAGAGACAUCUCCAGCAUGUCCAAGGUCUUCCCCGGGGCCUCCUCCUGGUGGAACAUGCCUGGAACACCUCCAUUGGGAGGCGUCCGGGAGGCGUCUGGAACAAAUGCCCGAGCUCCUCCUGAGUGACAGAGCUCCUCACCCUAUCUCUGAGGGAGCUCCCAGCCACCCUAUGGAGAAAACUGAUUUCAGCCGCUUGUAUCCAGGAUCUUAUCCUUUCGGUCAUGACCCAGACCUUAUCACCAGGGUGAAACCGCUUCACACUUGGCUGCAAACCGCCCCAGUGCCUGCAGUAGGUCCUGGUCAGGUGGUAGCCAACAGGACAACAUCAUUCGCCAAAAGCAGAGACGAUAUCCUGUGGCCACCAAACCAGACCCCCUCCAGUCCCUGGCUGCGCCUAGAAAUCCUGUCCAUAAAAAUAAUGAACAAGACUGAGAUUCCUAAGACUCUCACUCAAAUGUACACACACUUCCUGAUCCUUCAGACCAACAUCAAUCAUGAGAAAGACUAUGAGAAGAACUUGACAGAUGAAGACUUGAUCCUCAAACUGGGGAAACUGGCUUUCCAGCAGCUUGUGAAAGGAAACCUGAUCUUUUAUGAUGAAGACCUGAGAGAGUGUGGCAUUGAUGAAACAGAAGCAUCAGUUUAUUCAGGACUGUGCACUCAGAUCUUCAGAGAGGAGCUGGGCUUCUUUCAGGGGAAAGUCUUCAGCUUUGUUCAUCUGAGUCUUCAGGAACAUCUAGCAGCUCUAUAUGCGCACCUCUCCUUAACAAUAAAGAAGAUAAAUGUGUUUGACCAAAUCCAACAAAAAUCUUUCUUUUCUGUCUUCUUUAAUGAAAUUGGACCUUUAUCUGAGCUGCAUCAGAGAGCUGUGAACGAGGCUCUACAGAGUAAGAAUGGACACCUGGAUCUUUUCCUGCGGUUUCUUCUGGGUCUCUCAGUGGAGUCCAAUCAGACUCUAAGAAAACUACUGACACAGACAAGAAGCUGCUCCUACAACAAAGAGGAAACAGUUCAGUUCAUCAAACAGAAGAUCAGGGAGAAUCAGAGAAAUUCAGAGAAAUCCAUCAAUCUGUUCCACUUCUUCUUCUCCCCACAUCCUGGUUCAGGGUGA
Molecule: messenger RNA, 3326 nt
Organism: Puntigrus tetrazona (Sumatra barb)
Lineage: Eukaryota; Metazoa; Chordata; Actinopteri; Cypriniformes; Cyprinidae
Product: protein NLRC3-like
Exons: 9
Coding region: 132-3326 (1064 amino acids)
Molecular function (GO): protein binding
Source: RefSeq, a predicted model, not a curated record